AUGCUCCGGAGCCGGCAGCCCCGCGCUCCCCCAGCACCCCGGCCGCGCCUCCCGCUCCUCGCCGAUUCCCGGCACCCUCCCACGGCUCAGGCCCCCCGAACGGACCCCGGGCCCGGAGCGGGGAGGCGUCGUCGGGCAGAGCUCCGCCGCCUCCCCUCGGGCCGCGCGGAGGGGCCGCCCGACCCCAGCGCCGCUCCCCCGGUCGCUCACCCCCAUGGCCGCAGCCGCCGCCCCCCGCCCACCCUCGGCGCCACCGCCCCCCGCCCGGCACCGGAGCCCCGCGCUCCUCGGCUGCCCGACGGCGGGUGCACCCUGCGGGCAGCGGGACGCCGCGAGUGCCGGGUUCGGUGCCGGUGCCGCCCCGCCCGUACCUGCCGCCGCGUGCGUAGCGGAACCCGGUGCCGUGCCCCGCCGCGGGGCUGCCGCCCGCACCGAGCCGAGCACCCAGCCGGGGCCGCGGCGGGCGGGCGGGAGAAGCACGGCGCAUGCCUCGGCACCGCCCGCCGCGCCGCACGGGCACGGACCCCGGCCCGGCCCCCGCCCCCCGAGCAGCCCCGGCAGCGGCCGCCCGAGUCCCGGUGGGAGCCGCAGCUCCGCCGUUCCGCUCCCCGCUCCCGCGGGCGGGACAAGGAUCGCCGAGCCCCCUCCCCUGACCCGCCCCGCCCCCCGCUGCGCACCGCGACCCCCACCCGGGUGCUGUCCGCCGGGUCCCGCCCGUAA
Molecule: messenger RNA, 720 nt
Organism: Phasianus colchicus (ring-necked pheasant)
Lineage: Eukaryota; Metazoa; Chordata; Aves; Galliformes; Phasianidae
Source: RefSeq, a predicted model, not a curated record